UCGAUUCAUUUUCACUGUACCUUACCUUGCCUUGCCUUUCCUUAUGAAUUUGUCCCCUUGCUCGUCUUUGUAACCCAACCCGACGCAUCACAUCCUUUCCUCACCACUUGUGUGUCCCUGUGUAUCCACGUCCAUCUUCUUGGCUGUUCCCGUCUUUAUCUUCCAAAUUUGCCCUCCACGUUUGGCUACCUCCAAUUGCUGUUUAUUGACACGGAGAAAAGAUGUUGGUCGAGCGAAAAAUCAAAGUUGUCACCGAGCAACAUGUCAUCGACAAGCCAUCACCCGUAGAGGCGUUCCCUAUGCGAGAAUGGAGCUUGAAGGUCUUCUUGCUAGAUGAAGAUGGCAACGAGCGCCCCGCAGACGUCUUCACCAAGGUCGUCUAUAACCUACACCCUACCUUUGAUAAUCCCGUUCAGAGCUUCCAGAAAGCACCCUUCACGUGUAAGAACGAGGGCUGGGGCGAGUUCGAGAUUAGCAUCGACUGUUACACCACGGAGAAGACCAAGCUAGCGCCCAUCAUUCAUGAUCUCAACUUUCAACAGGACCGAUAUGAGCAGACGCAUACUGUGGUCUUCAAAAACCCUUCACAGAACUUACAGGAGCGCUUGCGUGAAACUGGUCCUCUUCCCACCGAUGACGACCACAGACCCAAGAAGAAGGGAAUUGCGACCAAGAAGAGCUCCCAGAAGUACGACUAUGAGAAGAUUGCAGAGUCCCUAGAGAAGCUCGAGGAGGAGGAUCUGCUGCGCGUGAUUCAGAUUAUCAACGAAAACAAGGGACCAGACACGUACAUUAGAAGUGAUGUCGAAGCCGGAGAGUUCUCGAUUGAUCUCUACACUAUGCCGGAUGGCUUGACGUCGAAGCUUUGGGAUCACCUUUCCAAGAAGGGCCUUGUCGGUUAGAUGUCCAAGUAGUCGUAUCCGAUUGUUAAUACUUCUAAUGUUAUUCCGUCGACAAAAUAGGUCUAUAGUUUGUGCUUGGGAGUUGCUGAAGCAUCUGGAUUUAGGAAAAUGACGAGUUAAUGAGCACGGAGGGGACGGACCAGAAAGGGAAAGGGAACCAAAAAGAUGUAUCUGACCUUUUUUUUUCUUUAACUAUGUGUUCCAACGGAGUAAUCGCCUACAGUAUCACCUCAUUGAAAGUUCUGUAUCAU
Fusarium oxysporum Fo47 is the source of this 1153-nucleotide messenger RNA. RefSeq names its product yeats family-domain-containing protein. Gene Ontology annotation, molecular function: histone binding. The coding region runs from base 222 to 902 and encodes 226 amino acids. The transcript has 6 exons. NCBI's taxonomy places the organism in Eukaryota, Fungi, Ascomycota, Sordariomycetes, Hypocreales, Nectriaceae. Gene Ontology annotation, cellular component: Swr1 complex; NuA4 histone acetyltransferase complex. The record is from RefSeq and is a predicted model, not a curated record. Gene Ontology annotation, biological process: regulation of transcription by RNA polymerase II; chromatin remodeling.